This is a messenger RNA of Drosophila kikkawai, 1570 nucleotides long. It is a transcript of the gene Irk3, whose product is annotated as Inwardly rectifying potassium channel 3. Gene Ontology annotation, molecular function: inward rectifier potassium channel activity. Gene Ontology annotation, biological process: potassium ion import across plasma membrane; regulation of monoatomic ion transmembrane transport. Gene Ontology annotation, cellular component: plasma membrane. Lineage: Eukaryota; Metazoa; Arthropoda; Insecta; Diptera; Drosophilidae. The record is from RefSeq and is a predicted model, not a curated record.
AAAGGCCAGAUAGUGCCGUCUCCACAGAUCCGACUUAGUCAGUGUCAAGCGGUCAGGCAGGCAAUCAAGACGAGCUCGAGCUCUUCUCCCUCACUAUCUCCAACGGCCGACCACUGCAGCCUAAUUCAAUUAAAAUUAAAACGCAAAUCUACGCAAGAGACUCGAGUGAAAUUGCCCCAAAUUCUCCGACAAUUAUAGGUCGCGCACCACUCUGACUAUAAUACAUCCCAAAGUUCCGGUCAUGCAAUCGGAUCCAUCUUCCCUUGGCGCGGAAUCCAUAGCUAUGCACCGCUCCACUUCAAUGCCCGUGAAGCCCAAGCCGCUGGAGCAGAAGCCCCUGCUGCGAUCCUCCGAAAAGGAGACGGUCAAUGCGGCGGACUACUACCCAGAGAGUCCUGGCUAUGUGCGUCGCAGGAAGUCCAAGACGACGGGGGAUCAGCUGGAGACGCGCAGCGAGCAAAACUUCCCCUGCACCAACGACUGGGCAGGCAGUACCAUUGAAUUGACUCCAGAACCGGGAACAUCUUCCUCCGAUAUCCAGCGACGCAGCCUGCACCGGGUGAUGGAGAAGAAUGGCAAGGAGAACGUUGUAUUCCGCCGCAUACCAGAAAAGUCUUGGCGUUAUAUGCGGGAUCUGGUCACCACUCUGAUGGAACUGAAUUGGAAAUACAUGCUGACCCUUUUCCUGGGCAGCUACUUUCUCUGCUGGCUGCUCUUCGCUGCCCUCUGCUAUGUGGUUUCCUAUUCGCAUGGCGAUUUCAUCUUUGACCCCAUCAGUGGAGCCAGAAUGGGAGAGGGAGAGGACCCGUGCAUCUAUGGGGUAGGUAACUGGGUGGCCAUGAUCAUCUAUUCGGUGGAGACGCAGACCACUCUGGGUUUUGGCGAGAAGUAUGCCAGCGAGGAGUGCCCGGAGACGGUUUUUCUGUUUGUCAUGCAAAUGUUGAGCGCCGCUCUGAUCGAGGGAAUUAUGGUGAGCGUGAUCUAUGCCAAGACAGCUCGUCCGGCCAGGCAGAUGACCAAGCUGAAGUUUAGCGAUAAGGCGGUGAUCUGUUAUCGCGACGAGCAGCUGUGUUUGCUUUUCCGCGUGUGCGAUCCCCGCGAGCAGCAGUCCAUCGAGUCCAAGAUACGCGUCUACAUGAUCGUAGACAAGCGCACGCGCGAGGGUGAGGUCAUAAAAACUCACACGGAACUGAAGCUGGAGGGAAAUGGCGAGCAGAUAAUCGUCUGGCCCGAUGUCGUCUGCCAUGUCAUCGACGAGACGAGUCCCCUGUAUCAGUACACCAAUGCCAAACUCUUUAAUGCCGCUCAGUUUGAGCUGUAUGUCUCCAUUGUGGGCACAUCGCCGGCCACUGCCCAGAUGACAGAGGCCAAGACAUCGUAUUUGCCCAGGGAAAUAUUCUGGGGCCAGAGGUUCGUCAACAUUAUACACUACGAUGCCCAGAACGAGCGGUAUUUCGUGGACUAUGAGAACUUCAACAGGACUAUUUCGGUGGAUAUGCCCAUUAAGUUGGCGACAACGAACGAUCAGUUGAAAUUGGAAUACAGAAAGUAAAGGCUUCUAUACUGGCUA